AUGCAAAACACAACUGACGAAAGCCCUCUCUAUCUUUUCGACAAGAAGUUCGCUGAGAAGAUGCACAUCAAAGUGGGUCGUGAAGAGGGCGCAGCGUAUUGGAAGCCAGAGUGCUUCGGUCCAGAUCUCUUUGAGCUUCUUGGAGACGAGCGGCCAGCGCACCGAUGGCUGAUCAUUGGCCCCGAGCGCAGCGGCUCAACCUUCCACAAAGACCCCAACGCAACGAGCGCCUGGAACGCAGUUCUGCAGGGCUCCAAAUACUGGAUCAUGUUCCCGCCCUCCGUGUCGGUGCCCGGCGUGUUCGUUUCCAGGGACGCGAGCGAGGUGACGAGCCCCAUCAGCAUAGCCGAGUGGCUGGAGACGUUCCAUGACGAGGCACGGCAGCUGCCUGAGUGUAUCGAGGGCGUCUGCCAUGCGGGGGAGAUCCUGCACGUCCCCAGCGGAUGGUGGCAUCUCGUGGUCAACCUGGAGAGCGGUAUUGCGCUGACUCAGAACUUUGUACCCAAGUCGCCUUCGCUCCACCACCUCUCCGAAGCGUUAUCGUUUCUCCGAGACAAGGCUGACCAGGUGACUGGUUUCGAGCGCGAUGUGAAGGACCCCUACGGGCUGUUUGUGGAGCGGCUGCAGGCAACAUACCCCGAGGCACUCGAGGAGGCGUUGCGCAUCUUGGACAGUAAGGCGGUGCAUAAAAAACGGAAAUGGGAGGAGGCAGUCGGUGCAGGGCCGGCGGAAGCUGAGGGUGGAGGGUUCAGCUUCGGGUUCGGCGGCGAUGACGAUGACGAGAUACCCUGA
Verticillium nonalfalfae is the source of this 792-nucleotide messenger RNA. RefSeq lists its product as uncharacterized. The transcript has a single exon. Bases 1 to 792 code for a protein of 263 amino acids. NCBI's taxonomy places the organism in Eukaryota, Fungi, Ascomycota, Sordariomycetes, Glomerellales, Plectosphaerellaceae. Gene Ontology annotation, cellular component: nucleus. The record is from RefSeq and is a predicted model, not a curated record. Gene Ontology annotation, molecular function: cis-regulatory region sequence-specific DNA binding.